AAGAAAAGAAGAAAACGAUUCGUAAGCUGUGACGUAUAACACGUUGACAUGUUCUUCCAACUGAAUUAGAGUGAAGACGACCACUCUUCUUCUUCCUUCUUCUUACAAAUAAAUAAAUUGUGUGUUUCUGAAUCUGUCACUCAACUUCACUCGCCCCACUCACCAGGGUCUCCUCUUGCUGCCAAAGGAGAAAGAGGGGAGCUUUUUGUGCUGAUGCUUUUUGCUUGAACUUCUCCAGUAAAGAAUUUUAUAGCAAUGGCUUUUGAGCCAUUGGAUUGGUAUUGUCAGCCAGUUGCAAAUGGAGUAUGGACCACAACAGUUGACAAUGCCUUCGGAGCUUACACUCCUUGCGCGGUUGAUUCUUUGGUGAUCUCCGUUUCUCAUUUGGUGCUUCUAGGCCUGUGUGUCUACCGGAUAUGGUUGAUUAAGAAGGAUUUCAAAGCCAAAAGGUUCUGCUUACGGUCAAAACUCUAUAAUUAUUUGCUUGGGUUGUUAGCUUUGUAUUGUGUGGCCGAGCCCUUAUAUAGAUUGAUUGCUGGACUAUCAAUUCUAAAUUUAGAUGGUCAGACUCAACUUGCGCCAUUUGAGAUCACUUCACUGGUCAUUGAAGUUCUUACUUGGGGUGCUAUGCUGAUUUUGAUUGGCGUCGAGACUAAAGUUUACAUUUACGAAUUCAGAUGGUUUAUCCGAUUUGGUUUGCUUUAUUCUAUUGUCGGGGAUACUGUUAUGCUCAACCUUAUCAUCUCUGUGCAGGAGUUGUAUAGCAGGUCAGUGCUGUAUUUGUACAUAAGCGAGGUGGUCUGCCAGGCUUUGUUUGGACUACUUUUGCUUGUGUAUAUACCUACUUUGGAUCCUUAUCCGGGUUAUACCCCUGUUCGGAGUGACUUGGUUGUUGAUGCUGCAUAUGAAGAACUGCCCGGAGGAGAGCAGAUAUGUCCUGAAAGGCAUGCAAACAUAUUGUCAAGAAUCCUUUUUUCUUGGAUGAAUCCUAUCAUGAAUCUAGGAUAUCAAAGACCCCUUACAGAGAAAGAUAUAUGGAAGUUAGAUACAUGGGAUCGGACUGAGACACUGAAUGAAAAGUUCCAGAGAUGUUGGGUAGAAGAAUCUCGGAGGUCGAAACCUUGGCUUUUAAGAGCAUUGAAUGCAAGCCUUGGUGGGAGGUUUUGGUGGGGAGGAUUUUGGAAGAUUGGAAAUGAUCUCUCCCAGUUUUUGGGCCCACUAAUAUUGAAUCAGCUGCUAGAGUCUAUGCAAAAUGGUGAUCCAGCCUGGAUUGGAUACGUUUUUGCCUUCUCAAUAUUUGUUGGAGUGGUCUUUGGGGUGUUAUGUGAAGCUCAAUAUUUUCAGAAUGUCAUGCGUGUUGGAUUCCGGCUAAGAUCAACACUGGUAGCUGCUGUAUUUCGCAAAUCAUUAAGGCUUACCCAUGAAGCUCGAAAGCAAUUUGCAUCUGGAAAAAUAACCAACUUGAUGACUACUGAUGCCGAAGCACUUCAGCAAAUAUGCCAGUCACUUCAUACUUUGUGGUCAGCUCCGUUCCGCAUUACCAUUGCCAUGGUUCUUCUUUAUCAACAACUAGGUGUUGCUUCCCUUUUGGGCGCUUUGAUGCUAGUCCUUAUGUUUCCAUUACAGACAUUUAUCAUCAGUAGAAUGCAGAAGUUGUCUAAGGAAGGAUUACAACGUACAGACAAGAGAAUUGGCCUUAUGAAUGAAGUUUUGGCAGCUAUGGAUACUGUAAAAUGUUAUGCAUGGGAGAGUAGUUUCCAGUCUAAAGUUCAGAAUGUCCGAGAUGAUGAAUUAUCAUGGUUUCGAAAAGCAUCAUUACUUGGAGCGUUAAAUGGAUUCAUACUGAAUAGUAUUCCAGUUUUUGUAACUGUGAUUUCAUUUGGAAUGUUCACCUUACUUGGAGGGAAUUUGACACCCGCAAGAGCUUUUACAUCACUUUCUCUGUUUGCUGUGCUUCGGUUUCCUCUCUUCAUGCUUCCUAAUAUUAUAACUCAGGUUAUUCUCCAUUGUAAUUUUCUUUUGUUUUGUUGAUUUACCAGCAGGAUAAUGACAUAAUGCACCCUUCAACCAAAUCCACCGCUUGAGCCAGGAUUACCAGCCAUCUCGAUCAAAAACGGAAACUUCUCCUGGGAUUCCAAGGCAGAAAGGCCUACAUUGGCAAACAUAAACUUGGAUAUACCUGUUGGUAGCCUAGUUGCAGUUGUUGGAAGUACAGGAGAAGGGAAAACAUCACUAGUAUCUGCAAUGCUUGGAGAACUCCCUGCAGUUGUAGGUUCAACUGUUGUUAUGAGAGGGACAGUUGCUUACGUACCCCAAGUCUCUUGGAUUUUUAAUGCAACUGUGCGAGAUAAUGUUUUAUUUGGUUCUGCCUUUGACCCAAUAAGAUAUGAAAGGGCAAUAGAUGUGACUGAACUACGACAUGACCUUGAGUUACUGCCUGGUGGUGAUCUUACCGAAAUUGGUGAAAGAGGUGUGAACAUCAGUGGUGGUCAAAAGCAAAGAGUAUCCAUGGCUAGAGCUGUCUACUCCAAAUCCGACGUGUACAUUUUUGAUGAUCCCCUUAGUGCUCUAGAUGCACAUGUCGCUAAACAGGUUUUUGAUAAAUGCAUCAAGGGAGAAUUGAGAGGGAAGACCCGAGUUCUUGUUACAAAUCAACUGCAUUUCCUUUCACAGGUGGAUAGAAUCAUUUUGAUCCAUGAAGGUACUGUGAAAGAGGAGGGAACAUUUGAGGAGCUCUCUAACCAGGGGCCAUUGUUCCAAAAGCUUAUGGAAAAUGCUGGAAAGAUGGAGGAGUAUGAAGAAGAAACGGUAGAUACUGAAACUGCUGAUCCAAAGUCCUCUUCAAAACAGGUGGCCAAUGGAGAACUUAAUGAUACUGCAAAGAGUGGGAGUAAGGCAAAAGAAGGAAAAUCUGUCCUUAUUAAACAGGAAGAACGGGAAACAGGUGUUGUCAGUAUGAAAGUUUUAGCAAGAUACAAGACUGCAUUAGGAGGUCUUUGGGUGGUUGUAAUACUCUUUGGAUGCUAUUUCUUAACAGAAGUGUUACGAAUUUCAAGUAGCACAUGGUUGAGCCAUUGGACUGAUCAGAGUGCUUCAGUGGGCUAUGAUCCUGGAUUUUAUAAUCUGAUAUAUGCAGCUCUAUCAUUUGCUCAGGUUAUGGUGACUUUAACAAAUUCUUAUUGGUUGAUCAUAUCAAGUCUAUAUGCAGCCAGAAGGUUGCAUGAAGCCAUGCUUCACUCCAUAUUACAAGCUCCUAUGGUUUUUUUUCAUACAAAUCCACUUGGAAGAGUAAUCAACAGGUUUGCAAAGGAUUUAGGUGACAUUGAUCGUAAUGUUGCCCCAUUUGUCAAUAUGUUUCUGGGUCAAGUGUCUCAGCUCCUUUCAACAUUCGUCCUGAUAGGGAUUGUCAGCACAAUGUCCUUGUGGGCGAUAAUGCCGUUGUUGGUACUGUUUUAUGGAGCAUAUCUCUACUAUCAGAGCACCGCCCGUGAAGUAAAGCGCUUAGAUUCAAUUAGUAGAUCCCCUGUUUAUGCACAAUUUGGAGAAGCACUUAAUGGUCUAUCAACAAUUCGCGCUUACAAGGCUUAUGACCGCAUGGCUGAUAUCAACGGAAAGUCCAUGGACAACAACAUACGAUUCACUCUGGUGAACAUGAGUGGAAAUCGAUGGCUUGCAAUUCGAUUGGAAACUCUGGGAGGUCUCAUGAUAUGGUUUACUGCAACCUUUGCGGUAAUGCAGAAUGGGAGGGCCGAGACUGGUGUGCUCAGGCUUGCUAGUUUGGCUGAGAAUAGUCUAAAUGCCGUUGAGCGUGUUGGCACUUAUAUAGAUUUGCCUUCAGAGGCACCAUCCAUCAUUGAGGAUAGUCGCCCCCCUCCAGGCUGGCCCUCAUCUGGAUCAAUCAGAUUUGAGGAUGUUGUACUUCGAUACAGGCCUGAACUUCCUCCUGUCCUUCAUGGCUUGAAUUUCACAAUUUUUCCAAGCGAUAAGGUUGGCAUUGUAGGAAGGACAGGAGCUGGAAAAUCUAGCAUGCUUAAUGCUUUAUUUCGAAUUGUGGAAUUGGAAAGAGGAAGAAUAUUAAUUGAUGAUUGUGAUAUUGCAAAGUUUGGGCUGGCUGAUUUGCGUAAAGUUCUUGGCAUUAUACCACAGUCCCCUGUUUUGUUUUCAGGAACUGUAAGAUUUAAUCUUGACCCUUUUAAUGAACACAAUGAUGCUGACCUCUGGGAGGCUCUGGAGAGGGCACAUUUGAAGGAUGUGAUACGGAGGAAUUCUUUGGGGCUGGAUGCUGAGGUCUCUGAGGCAGGCGAGAACUUCAGUGUUGGGCAGAGGCAACUGUUGAGUCUCUCUCGGGCAUUAUUGCGUAGAUCAAAGAUAUUAGUACUUGACGAAGCCACUGCAGCAGUAGAUGUUAGAACAGAUGCCCUCAUACAGAAAACAAUUCGAGAGGAAUUUAAAUCGUGCACCAUGCUCAUCAUUGCUCAUCGUCUUAACACCAUCAUAGACUGUGAUAGGAUUCUUUUGCUUGAUGGUGGUAAGGUUCUUGAAUAUGAUACCCCUGAAGAACUGCUAUCAAAUGAAGGCAGUUCGUUCUCUAAGAUGGUGCAAAGUACAGGAGCCGCAAAUGCCCAAUAUCUACGCAGCUUAGCACUCGGGAGUAAGUCAGAUAGGGAAGAGAGUAAGCAUAAUGAUGGCCAGAAAAAAUGGCUUGCUUCGUCUCGCUGGGCUGCUGCAGCUCAAUUUGCCCUUGCCGUCAGUCUCACCUCAUCACAGAAUGACCUAAAAAGAUUGGAAGUGGAAGAAGAGAAUAGCAUACUCAAGAAAACAAGGGAUGCUGUGAUAACUUUGCAGGGGGUUCUGGAAAGGAAGCAUGAUAGAGAUAGAGAAAUCGAGGAAUCUUUAGACCAAUACCAAAUAUCCUCAGACAGUUGGUGGUCAUCACUCUACAAGAUGAUUGAAGGUCUUGCAAUGAUGAGCAGACUGGCCAGGAGCAGGCUUCAUCAAUCAGACUUUGAUUUUGAUGAUAGAUCAAUUAACUUUGAUCAAGUUGAUAUGUAGCCAAAGCUGCACUGUUAUAUAUUACCACUGCUUCAAAAUAACUGUUCAUUUGGACAAACAAUUAUUGUGAAUUGCAGGGAAUAUAACAUGUGCCACAGUCCCACCAACUGACUCCCAUACCCAAGGUUGUGCUAACUCUAUUUUUGGCAAUAGCUCCAUCACUUAGCCAUGAGACCUGAGUUCGAAAAUGCAAUAAGUUUCAUUUUGAUCUUAAUCCAGAAAUUAACCCAAUUUCCCUUAUCAUUUGUAAUGUAAUUUUUAUUGCCCAAAAUAUAUUAGGGAAAAAAAAAAUUAUCUUUUAGGUCUUGAAUACUUGUGUUUGGAUUUUGGAAAAAGAUUCUCUAAAACUAAGUGAGAAUAUAAAAUGUUAAUUAUUCUUAAA
This is a messenger RNA of Arachis duranensis, 5434 nucleotides long. Its product is annotated as ABC transporter C family member 2-like. Gene Ontology annotation, molecular function: ATP hydrolysis activity; ABC-type transporter activity; ATP binding. Gene Ontology annotation, cellular component: membrane. The record is from RefSeq and is a predicted model, not a curated record. Lineage: Eukaryota; Viridiplantae; Streptophyta; Magnoliopsida; Fabales; Fabaceae. Gene Ontology annotation, biological process: transmembrane transport.